AUGCUGGGCUUCAGCACCACGACCUGGGCCAUCAUCCUCGGCGUGGGAUACGUUGCAUCAACGGGACGUGAUGCGCGGCUCCUGACUCGGGGCCUCGGGUACUACACGGGCCGCGCUGUGGGGUUCGCGCUGCACAUGCGGUCGAAGUUCCUGGGCAACAACCCGCUCUGGCAGGUGCAGAACGAGAUCUGGGAGUCCCUCUGGGAGCUGCAGAGCGUCAAGAACGACAUCCGACAGGCGACCGCGCGGCGCCCGUACAUGUCGCGCCCGCCCACCUUCUUCACCGAGCGCGUGGACCCAGGAGCCAACCCUGCUGACAGAUUUAACCCCAACGACAGCGGGGGGGCGGCUGCACGGGGCGCCGCGCCGGAGGCUCGCGGGGAACAGCCCGCGCCGCAGAGCACAGCUGCCGCGUUCACCGCCGAGGACAUGCAGCGCGUGCUGGGGACGUCCGGCGCCGUGCGCAGCGCGGGAGGCACCUCCCCCGGCACCGGCGACUCCGCACCGAGCGCGACCGGAGCACAGCCGGACGCGCGCGCGCAGGGGUCGGACGAGUCGGGGGCGGGCUGGGGCCCGGGGCCUGCGGCGUGGGGUGCGACCCCGCCCCCCGCGGGUGCGGCGGCGGCAGCGUUCAUUGACGUGUCGGCGUCGGACGUGGGCAAGGCGGGGCACGGCGCGGCGGCGGCGGCGCUGAGCGGCACGGACAUCCUGGCGGACGCGCUGGACGAGGAGGAGGUCGCGGCGGUCGCGCGGCGCGCGAUACGGCGGCCGGACGCCCCGCCACCUCCACGAUGA
Messenger RNA from Pedinophyceae sp. YPF-701, 795 nucleotides. Lineage: Eukaryota; Viridiplantae; Chlorophyta; Pedinophyceae. The record is from the annotation of a GenBank genome assembly.